UCUCCAAUUACAUAUCAAGUUGAUCCAGAAAGCAGCAGUAGCAGCUCUUCUCUUUCUAAUUCCCCCCUCUCCCCCUCUCUCUCUCUCUCUCAAAAGCUCGAUCUAUUUUUACGCACACACUUUGCGCUUAACCUACGCACCCCACUCACCACCACUUUUCUUCGAUCUUAAAAAAAAUGCACAUUCCAUCUCAGAUCUGAUUCAAAAUCAAUCUCACGAUCCAUUUAGGGUUUCAGAUUUCAAUCAAAGUUUUUUUACUCACUCUCUGUAGUGUGUGUGCAUAGAUAAAAUGUUGACAAAGUUUGAGACGAAGAGUAAUAGAGUGAAAGGUUUGAGUUUUCACAGCAAAAGGCCAUGGAUCUUAGCCAGUCUACACAGCGGCGUGAUCCAGCUAUGGGAUUACCGUAUGGGAACUCUCAUUGAUCGAUUUGAUGAGCACGAUGGCCCCGUUCGCGGCGUCCAUUUUCAUAAAUCUCAGCCUCUCUUUGUUUCCGGAGGAGAUGAUUACAAGAUUAAGGUUUGGAACUAUAAGCUGCAUCGCUGCCUGUUUACCCUACUAGGACAUCUUGAUUAUAUCCGAACUGUUCAAUUUCACCAUGAAUAUCCCUGGAUUGUUAGUGCAAGUGACGACCAGACCAUCCGGAUAUGGAACUGGCAGUCUCGUACUUGUAUAUCCGUCUUGACUGGCCACAAUCAUUAUGUAAUGUGCGCCUCAUUUCAUCACAAAGAGGACUUGGUUGUCUCUGCUUCUUUGGAUCAGACUGUUCGUGUCUGGGAUAUUGGUGCUCUAAGAAAGAAAACUGUUUCUCCUGCUGAUGAUAUCUUGCGGUUAAGUCAGAUGAAUACUGAUUUCUUUGGUGGAGUGGAUGCUGUGGUGAAGUAUGUCUUGGAGGGUCAUGAUAGAGGGGUUAACUGGGCAUCGUUUCAUCCUACACUCCCCCUUAUAGUUUCUGGUGCAGAUGAUCGCCAAGUGAAAAUUUGGCGCAUGAAUGAUACAAAGGCUUGGGAGGUGGACACAUUGAGAGGCCACAUGAACAAUGUUUCAUGUGUUUUGUUUCAUCCAAGGCAAGAUAUUAUUGUUUCAAAUUCAGAGGAUAAGAGCAUUCGAGUAUGGGAUGCUACAAAAAGGACUGGUCUUCAGACUUUCCGCAGGGAGCAUGAUAGGUUUUGGAUCCUUGCAUGUCAUCCUGAGAUGAAUCUUCUAGCGGCUGGUCAUGAUAGUGGGAUGAUAGUAUUCAAGCUGGAGAGAGAACGUCCUGCUUUUUCUGUGAGUAGUGAUUCUUUGUUUUAUGUAAAGGAUCGCUUUCUCCGAGUGUAUGAGUAUUCAACUCAGAAGGACACACAGUUGAUACCAAUUAGAAGGCCCGGUUCAAACAGUGUGAACCAAGGUCCACGAACACUUUCAUAUAGUCCUACAGAAAAUGCUAUCUUGAUAUGUUCUGACACGGAUGGCGGUUCCUAUGAACUUUAUGUUGUACCUAAAGAUAGUUAUGGUAGGGGUGAUACUGUUCAAGAUGCAAAAAGAGGAAGCGGAGGGUCAGCUGUAUUUGUUGCCCGAAACAGGUUUGCGGUGCUUGAGAAGAGCACUAAUCAAUUCCUGGUCAAGAAUCUCAAAAAUGAAAUUGUCAAGAAAAGCCUUCUUCCUAUGGCUACUGAUGCAAUAUUUUAUGCUGGCACCGGAAACUUACUAUGCAGGGCAGAGGAUAGAGUUGUCAUUUUUGAUCUCCAGCAGAGAAUUAUUCUUGGGGAACUUCAGACUUCUUUUGUCAGGUAUGUUGUUUGGUCACCUGAUAUGGAAAGUGUCGCUUUGCUUAGCAAGCAUUCCAUAGUUAUAGCUGAUAAGACGCUUGUGCACCGCUGCACCCUUCAUGAGACUAUUCGUGUCAAGAGCGGUGGCUGGGAUGACAAUGGUGUAUUCAUAUAUACAACACUUACCCACAUUAAGUACUGUCUUCCCAACGGGGAUUGUGGAAUCAUCAAAACCCUGGAUGUCCCUGUCUAUAUUACAAAAAUAUAUGGGAACACUAUCUUUUGCUUGGAUCGAGAUGGAAAAAACCGUCCUAUUAUUAUUGAUUCAACUGAAUAUGUUUUCAAGUUGUGUCUGCUUAGAAAGAGAUACGACCAAGUUAUGAGUAUGAUAAGGAACUCGGAGCUCUGCGGUCAAGCCAUGAUUGCAUAUUUGCAGCAGAAGGGUUUUCCAGAAGUUGCUCUUCAUUUUGUGAAGGAUGAGCGCACUCGUUUCAACUUAGCACUUGAAAGUGGGAAUAUUGAGAUAGCUCUUGAAUCUGCCAAAAAGAUUGAUGAAAAAGAUCAUUGGUAUAGGCUUGGUGUGGAAGCCCUUCGGCAGGGUAAUGCAGGUAUUGUUGAAUAUGCCUACCAGAAGACGAAGAAUUUUGAGAGGUUGUCUUUCCUAUAUCUAAUAACAGGAAACUUGGAAAAGUUAUCUAAAAUGAUGAAAAUUGCUGAGGUAAAAAAUGAUGUAAUGGGUCAGUUCCACGAUGCAUUGUACCUUGGUGAUGUCCGUGAGCGUGUUAAAAUUUUGGAAAAUGCUGGUCAUCUGCCCCUUGCAUACAUCACAGCUACUGCCCACGGGCUCAAUGAUACUGCUGAGCAUCUUGCAGAGGAACUGGGAGAUAAUGUUCCAUCAUUGCCAAAGGGGAAGAAAGCUUCACUAUUGCUGCCCCCAACUCCCAUCUUGGGUGGUGGUGACUGGCCCUUGUUGAUGGUGACGAAAGGGAUAUUUGAAGGUGGUCUGGACAUUGCAGGCAGGGGAGGACAAGAGGAAUAUGAAGAGGCGGCAGAUGCAGACUGGGGUGAGUCAUUGGACAUUGGUGAGGUGGAAAAUCUUCAGAAUGGGGACAUCAGUAUGGUGCUUGGUGAUGAGGAAGGGCAAGAAGGAAAUGAUGAUGAGGAGGUGGGAUGGGAUCUUGAGGAUCUGGAUCUGCCACCUGAUACCGACACACCAAAGACUACUUCCAAUGCUCGCUCUUCUGUGUUUGUCACCCCAACACCUGGCAUGCCUGUGAGCCAGAUUUGGGUCCAAAAAUCAUCUCUAGCUGCUGAACAUGCAGCUGCUGGCAAUUUUGACACUGCUAUGCGGUUGCUGAGCCGACAACUAGGGAUUAGGAAUUUCUCACCUUUAAAAGCAUCGUUUAUUGAUCUUCAUGUGGGAAGCCACACUCAUCUGCUUGCCUUCUCCUCAAUGCCAGUCAUCUCUGUGGCGAUUGAGAGAGGUUGGAGCGAGUCAGCUAGUCCUAAUGUUCGAGGUCCACCUGCUCUUAUAUUCAAUUUUUCUCAGUUGGAGGAAAAACUUAAAGCUGCUUAUAAGGCGACAACUGGUGGGAAAUUUUCUGAUGCUCUUAGACUAUUUUUGAGCAUCCUUCACACCAUUCCUCUGAUUGUGGUUGAGUCGAGGCGGGAAGUGGAUGAGGUCAAGGAACUGAUUGUCAUAGUGAAGGAGUAUGUUUUGGGUUUGCAAAUGGAGCUUAAGAGAAAGGAAUUGAAAGAUAAUCCCAUUCGUCAGCAGGAGCUGGCUGCCUAUUUCACACACUGUAAUCUGCAGAUUCCUCACUUGAGACUCGCAUUACAGAAUGCUAUGUCUAUCUGCUACAAGGCAGGAAAUCUUAGCUCAGCCUCCAACUUUGCUAGGAGACUCUUGGAGACCAAUCCAACCAAUGAAAGCCAAGCCAGAACAGCCCGCCAGGUUCUGCAGGCAGCUGAGAAGAAUAUGCGAGAUAUUUCACAGUUAAAUUAUGAUUUCAGAAAUCCUUUUGUCGUCUGUGGGGCAACAUAUGUCCCGAUAUACCGGGGCCAGAAGGAUGUCACUUGUCCUUACUGUGGUACUCAUUUUGUACUGUCCCAGCAAGGGCAGCUUUGUACUGUUUGUGAUCUUGCAGUUGUUGGAGCAGAUGCGUCUGGCUUGCUUUGUUCGCCAGCACAGAUAAGGUGAUUUCAGCUUCUCGUGCAGUUAUAUUCAGCCAUGUCAUUAGAUGAUUCUAAAUCUACGUCUUAGAAGUUUAGGCAUGGUGAUCAAGGACAUGCUUUCUAUGCGAUUGUAUCUGUGGUUUAUAUUUGUUUCGAUAGUUUUGCAAUCAGUUUUUACAGACUUUUGCCCUCGUUAUUUAGUCUUUUUGUGGCUAAAUUUUUUUAUUGUAAUAAACAUGUAAGAUUUUGACUUCAACCAAUUUUUUGAAG
Molecule: messenger RNA, 4194 nt
Organism: Nicotiana tabacum (common tobacco)
Lineage: Eukaryota; Viridiplantae; Streptophyta; Magnoliopsida; Solanales; Solanaceae
Source: RefSeq, a predicted model, not a curated record